AUGCCUCCUGAGCAUACAUCGCAUCCUACGGUUGUUGACAAUCAGCUGAUGGUACAAAUCAUGACCUCUGAAGCAUAUGUCAUGUCCAUUGUCAUACCUCAUAUUGAACACUGUUGGCUUGGUGUAGAUAAAUCACAGUUGGUUGUGUGA
This is a messenger RNA of Laccaria bicolor S238N-H82, 150 nucleotides long. RefSeq lists its product as uncharacterized. The transcript has 2 exons. Lineage: Eukaryota; Fungi; Basidiomycota; Agaricomycetes; Agaricales; Hydnangiaceae. Bases 1 to 150 code for a protein of 49 amino acids. The record is from RefSeq and is a predicted model, not a curated record.